Molecule: messenger RNA, 357 nt
Organism: Rhinocladiella mackenziei CBS 650.93
Lineage: Eukaryota; Fungi; Ascomycota; Eurotiomycetes; Chaetothyriales; Herpotrichiellaceae
Exons: 3
Coding region: 1-357 (118 amino acids)
Source: RefSeq, a predicted model, not a curated record
AUGACCCCAGACCCGCAAAAGUCCACCCUCGACACGGCCAAAGAGUCUGUCGCCGAUACCGCAGACAGCGUUGCAGGCAUGGUUCAGCCAGGAGAUAGCAAGUCCACUACUCAGAAACUCUCCGACGAGACUCAAUCCAACUUCAACGCCACUACCGACAAACUCUCCUCCGCGGCCCAGAAUGUCCAGGACACUGCCUCCCACUAUGCUCCAAAGGCUAGUUCCAAUGCCGAUGCUGCACAAGAAUCAAGCAAGGGAUAUCUGGAACAGGCACAAGAGAUGGCUGCAAAUGCUUUGAGUAGUGCAAGUAAGGCUGCAUCAGAUCUAGCUCGCUCCAUCUCUGGUGAGAAGAAAUGA